Messenger RNA from Stegastes partitus (bicolor damselfish), 3812 nucleotides. Its product is annotated as solute carrier family 35 member E2. Bases 523 to 1689 code for a protein of 388 amino acids. Lineage: Eukaryota; Metazoa; Chordata; Actinopteri; Pomacentridae. The record is from RefSeq and is a predicted model, not a curated record. The transcript has 9 exons.
AAUUUGAAGGCUCUUCCUCGUGCUCUGUGGCUGUUUGCGGUACCUUGACGCACUGAUCGUUAGCAGCCACGUCUCACGGUGUCCAGAUAUGUGAGUCCCUCAGAUAGGUGGAUGUUUGUUCAUGGGUGUGGUAGCGGUAUUAAACCCUCUCUCUCCCUGUGUGUGUGUAGUGUUGUGUGUGUGUGUGUGUGUGUGUGGCUGACCGAGCGGCGGACUCCUGGACAUCCCAUCAUGGUGCCGCACACAGCAGCUAGCUAGCGUCGGUGUGCAACUUCCUCCUUCGUGAAGUCCGCUAGGCAGCAGCUCGUCGGUCUGAACUGAAGCGACCUGAUUUACUGACAGCUCCUGGACAGGUGGCAUCAGUACGUAAUCCAUUCCCAGCUGCCACUGCAAGACAAAAAGACAGAUUUCUUGCUGGGCACAGAUGAAGAUGGACUAACCAUCAACACGCUCCUCAGCUCAUCAUCUCCCUUCUUGUAACCCGCCUGUUGGGCCCCUGAGGGCCCUCAGGCAGCAGGCGUGAUGCCGGGCAGCAGGCAGAGCGCUCGGCACCCGCUGUGGCGCCUCCUGUCGCCGUUCCGCACCCGGCAGGAGCGCGUGGUCCUGGCCCGCAGCGAGAGCCUGCCGGGGGAGCAGGUGCUGAAGAUCACGGUCACGGAGACCACGGUGAUCGAGGCAGAGUCUGGCGUCUGGAACUGGCGCUCGCUGACCUACCUGGGCCUCUGGUACUUCUUCAGCUUCUGCACCCUGUUCCUCAAUAAGUACAUCCUGUCACUGCUGGAAGGGGAACCCAGCAUGCUGGGUGCUGUUCAGAUGCUCUCCACCACCGUCAUAGGCUGUCUGAAGAUGUUUGUCCCCUGCUGCUUGUAUCAGCACAAGUCCAGAUCAGAGUAUCCCCCCAACUUCAUCAUGAUCAUGCUGUUUGUGGGGCUCAUGAGGUUCACCACUGUGGUGCUGGGCUUAGUGAGCCUGAAGAACGUUGCGGUGUCGUUUGCUGAGACCGUGAAGAGCUCAGCGCCCAUUUUUACCGUCAUCAUGUCCAGGCUGAUCCUUGGGGAGUACACAGGCCUGUGGGUAAACCUGUCCCUGUUCCCGGUCAUGGCCGGCCUGGCGCUCUGCACAGCCACCGAGAUCAGCUUCAACAUGCUCGGCUUCUCUGCCGCCCUCUCCACCAACAUCAUGGACUGCCUGCAGAACGUAUUCUCCAAAAAACUGCUAAGUGGAGACACAUACAGAUUCAGCCCUCCAGAGCUGCAGUUCUAUACCAGUGCAGCAGCGAUCAUCAUGCUGAUACCGGCCUGGGUGUUCCUCUUGGACAUUCCAGUGAGCGGGAAGAGUGGCCAGAGCUUCAUCAUCAGCCAGGACAUCAUCCUGUUGCUGCUUUUCGACGGCUGCCUGUUUCACCUGCAGAGCGUCACGGCCUACGCUCUCAUGGGCCGGAUAUCCCCCGUUACCUUCAGCGUCGCCAGCACCGUUAAACACGCGCUGUCGGUGUGGCUGAGCAUCAUCGUGUUCAGCAACCAGAUCACCAUCCUCAGCGCCGCCGGCACCGUCCUCGUCUUCAUCGGAGUCUUCUUGUACAACAAAGCCAGGCAGAUCCAGAGGAAGACCUUACAGGCGAUGGCGGCAGAGCAGAACCAGAAAUCACUACUGCAGGAGGAGGACUUCAAGGCCUCUGAGUCUCACUAAACGCUCGGCGCUGGAGGCUGCGAUGCUGCCUGAGGUGACGGUUUGGGCCAAGUCCACACACUGACUAGAUGACCACUUUAAGUAAGCUUGAUCCUUCGUUGUCUCGUGUCGGUCUGUAAAAAGGAGAAGCUCAGGGCGUCUUUCAGAUUUUUUUAAGGAAGUGACUUACGUUUGCAUUCCAGAGUAUGCUGGUUUCUCUUAUCUGUGGUACAGCAGCGACUAAAUGUAUUUUGUCUGUAAAUCGUUUUAAAUUUUGUUAUGUGUAAUCCAGUGCACAUGUAUUCCGAUGGCAUCUGAACAUAAGGUGUGAGCAGGGCACCGGUGCCUGAGAUGUGAGGCCUUUUUUGAGGCUCGUCCAGCCAAAGCUUAGACUGGCCGUUUGACACAUUUUUUUGAAAAAAGUGUCAAACAUUUGAACGCCACAUGCUGCAUUCUGGGAAUGCUGUCCCUCCGUCAUGUCGUGUUUUUGUUUGUUUGUCUCUGUAAACUGACUGCUCUCCAAAGCAUGCCGGGAUGCCAGCCCUGUCCUCCUGAACAGAUGGGCUCAGAAAGGGAACGGAUGGACAAGCUGCUGUUUAUUACACAUUCUUCAUUUCUGAGAAAAAACUGUUUGUCACAACUUAGGUUUUGUAGCCCGUUGGCGCCGUCGCUUUCUGUCCAGCAGUCAGACGAUCACGGGCGCUUCAGAUGAACGCCGGGUUUGUGAAAUAAAGCUGAAGGGAAGGUGAACCCUCUGAACAUCAGCUUCCCUCUCUUUUUCUUUUUUUGUUUUCACGCUUGCUUCCUGUCUCCUCGGUGUACACAGCCUGCAGUUCAGCUGGACAGUCCCAGAGUUCUGGUGACGAGGCAGCUGAGUCACUCAGGACUUCACGGUUCGGCUGAGGAGCAGGAAUUUAUAGUUUUUUUAUCAAAUCUGACUCGACCAGUUUGUUUUGGUCAGAUUUUUACAGGAGACUUGUAGAAAAAAAAGUGAUUUUGACUAAAUAUUAUGAUUUUAAGCUUAGAUUUGAUGACCAAGUGUUACAUCACAGACUGUUGGAGUAUUGAAAACCCAACAGUUCUGUUUUAACAUCUUCUGGCUCUGAUAAAUGGAGUCAUUUUGGUAAUUAAACUAAAAAACCUGCCUUUCAAGCAUGCUGAUGUGAUUUAGGGUUCUUUGAACUUGGUUUUCUUAGUCACAAAUCCUUUAAUGCUGCUAAAAUCUGUUGGUUUUACCGACAGAUUUGCAGAACUGUUGAUGCGUUUCCAGGCGGUGUGAUUGUCUGACUGGCUGUUUCUUGGAUCUUUUUUCUUCACGUUACCUCAAUCGUAUUUCUGUCAUUAAAAACAAGAUCAAUACUUCAAAAACAAAACCUAAGUUGUGAUGAGGUUGUAGAAACCUGCUCUGAAGUAGGUCUGAAGUGUUCAACCUACAUUCAUCCAUGAACACAUGAGCUGUUGGAGGAUGCCUGUUUCCCUCUCUCUCCUCACUGAGUCUGAUUUCUGUGGUGAAAGUGAAACUUGUUCCACGUCGAUGGACUGAGCCACAUUGCCAAAAGCAGCUACAUGGUGCCAAUGACUGAACACACAUUUACAUUUGUUCUGACGUGCUGCGUUUAGUCUCUUGUUCUUGAGCUCAGCGACUAACAAAGUCCAUCAGCUGUCCAAUCGGACUCGCUGGUGUUAAUCAUUGUCAGUCCAGCAGCUGUCAGUUCAUUUUUUUGGAGAGCAUUUUAGUAAUGCUCCACUUUUACUGCAGUUUUUGUGCCUGAAGAAGCAGCUUUUUUCUCGUCUUACAUGUAUUGUGACCACAGAGCCUGAUCGUAGGAGUCACUGACUUGAGCAUUUCAAAAAAAUUCCCAUUGUUGAUAUUUUCAUUCUGCAUGACUGUUUUCUAUUACCGUUUGAGAAUUUAUAUCUCAACAUGUGCUUAUUAAAGAAGCUGUAUACAUACGAUGUCGUUUUAUACUAAUCCUCCGUGUCUCUAAAAUGCACCUUCUGUUCAAAGGCUCGUCUGUGGAAAGUGUUGAGGUAAUUAAAACUGUGUUUGGGACUGUGCAAAUCAAAGAUGUAAAAAUGUUCGUGUGGACGUACCGAUGUUUGGCGGACACUGUGCAGAUAUUAAAAGUAUUUUGUCUUCGGCA